CAAAGAAGAAGAAAAAAACGUUUCUCCAUCUUCAGAGAUUUCCUUUACCGCCCAUGUCUCUCUCUCUCUCUCCCCCCCCUACCACUGCAGUGGGCCCUCCUCCGCCAUUGUCCUUCUCCUCCCGCAAGGUUCAGAAAACAAAAGAGAGAAAAAGCUUAACUCGUCCAUUUUUUAAUGGGGCUGGCAAACAGUUGGAUUCAACUCUCUCUGCUGCUUUCUUCCGCCAUUGGUAUUUAAUGCCUGCACCUGCAAUCGUUUCAUGUUUUGUCCUGUCGCCCUUGCUGGGUUCGUUCACAUGUCCUAAGAUCUGCAGUCUCUCACUGCCUGGAUCCAUUAUUUUAGUAUACUUACUCUGAUUUGCCGCCCCGGGUCGGGGGCUUUAUUAUCAAACACUUCGAAAGCUCGUUUCUUUCCUACUCGCACCCGCCCAAGUUCGCAAAUGGGGAAGCUCUUCUGCUCUUCCUGCUGCCUUCUCUUCUUCUUAUUGCUCUGCUUCGAACUGGGUUCGGCGGGGAACGUGACGUACGAUGCCCGCUCUCUCAUUGUCGACGGCCAUCGGAAGCUUCUCAUCUCUGCUUCCAUUCAUUACCCGCGCAGUGUUCCCGCGAUGUGGCCGGGGCUAGUGCAGACGGCGAAGGAAGGAGGAGUGGAUGUGAUUGAGACGUAUGUUUUCUGGAAUGGCCAUGAGAUUGCUCCUUCAGUUUACAAUUUUGAAGGAAGAUUUGACCUGGUCAAAUUUGUGAAGACUGUUCAGCAGGCUGGAAUGUACUGUAUUCUUCGUAUUGGCCCUUUCGUUGCAGCUGAAUGGAAUUAUGGAGGUGUGCCUGUUUGGUUGCACUACAUACCUGGAACUGUCUUCAGAACAGAUAAUGAGAACUUCAAGUUUUAUAUGCAGAGAUUCAUGACCUACAUUGUGGAUCUCAUGAAGAAAGAGAAGCUUUUUGCUUCUCAGGGAGGUCCUAUCAUCUUGUCACAGGUGGAAAAUGAAUAUGGAUAUUAUGAGCAAGGCUAUGGAGAAGGUGGGAAGAGAUAUGCCCAGUGGGCAGCUAAAAUGGCUGUUGCUCAAAAUACUGGUGUUCCCUGGAUAAUGUGCCAGCAGUAUGAUGCUCCUGACCCUGUGAUUGAUACCUGUAAUGGGUUUUACUGCGAUGCAUUCAAACCUACUGCUCCACACAGGCCGAAGAUUUGGACCGAGAAUUGGCCUGGAUGGUUUCAGUUAUUUGGGGCCCCUAAUCCUCACAGGCCAGCUGAAGAUGUUGCUUUCGCUGUUGCUCGAUUCUUCCAGAAAGGUGGCACUGUGAAUAACUAUUACAUGUACCAUGGAGGAACAAAUUUUGGUCGCACUGCUGGUGGACCAUUUAUUACCACCAGCUAUGACUAUGAAGCUCCAAUCGACGAGUAUGGUUUACCUAAUCCUUCCGAAAUGGGGACACCUUAAAGAACUCCACAGAGCUAUAAAGCUAUGUGAGAACUUGUUGCUAACCAGCAACCCGGUCAACAUCUCCCUAGGCCCUUCUCAAGAGGCUGAUGUUUAUGCUGAUGCAUCGGGGGGUUGUGCUGCCUUUCUAGCUAACACGGAUGAUAAAAAUGACGUGACUGUCUCAUUCAGGAAUGCAUCAUACCACUUACCGGCCUGGUCAGUCAGCAUUCUUCCUGACUGCAAGACAGAAGUAUACAAUUCUGCAGAGGUAACAUCCCAGGCUUCUGUGGUUGAAAUGGUUCCAGAGGACUUGAAGCCCUCAGUACAGUCAUCAAAGGACUCCAAAACCCUGAACUGGGAAGUGUUUGUGGAGAAAGCCGGUAUUUGGGCAGAAGCUGACCUUGUUAAAAGCAGCUUGGAGGAUCACGUCAACGUUACAAAAGAUGCCAGUGACUACCUCUGGUACACAACAAGCAUUACUGUCAGUGAAGAUGAAAAGUUCUUAAAGCAAGGACGGUCUCCAGUUCUAAUGAUUGACUCAAAGGGUCAUGCUGUCCAUGUCUUUGUCAAUGGGCAACUUCAAGGUAGCGCAUCUGGCAAUGGCACAGUUUUCCCUUUCAAGUAUAAGAAACCUAUAGCUCUCAAGGCAGGGAAGAACGAAAUUUCUCUGCUGGGAAUUACUGUUGGAUUACCGACUGCUGGUCCUCGAUACGAAUGGAUCCCAGCUGGACUUACAAGCGUUGUGAUCAAGGGGCUUAACAAUGGACCAGUAGACUUGUCAAAGAACACUUGGACUUAUAAGAUUGGUCUUGAAGGAGAAAAGCUUGCUAUAUAUACACCAGGUGGUAUGAAUCGCGUAAAUUGGGUUGCAACUCCAAAAGUGCCUAAAAUGCAGCCUUUGACUUGGUACAAGACCAUCGUGGAUCCACCAACUGGAGAUGAGCCUGUAGGACUAGACAUGCUAUACAUGGGGAAAGGUCUUGCUUGGUUGAAUGGAGAAGAAAUAGGCAGAUACUGGCCGAGGAAAAGCCCUAAAAAUGGCAAAUGUGUUGAACAAUGUGAUUACAGGGGCAAGUUCAUGCCGGAUAAGUGUCUCACUGGAUGCGGGAAACCCACACAACGAUGGUACCACGUCCCUCGGUCAUGGUUCAAGCCGUCUGGCAACACUCUGGUGAUCUUUGAAGAGCGAGGAGGUGACCCCACAAAGAUCAAGUUUUCGAAACGAAGAACCUCUGCAGUAUGUGCCUCCACCAGUGAGGAUUACCCCUCUGCCACCCUCCAUCUCAAGUGCCCAGAAGACACCCACAUCUCGAAGGUGAAAUUCGCCAGCUAUGGAACUCCGAGGGGAGCCUGUGGAUCGUACCAGAUGGGAGAUUGCCAUGAUCCCAACUCCGUUUCAGUUGUCGAAAAGGAAUGUGCAAAGAGAAACGAGUGCAAGAUCCAAGUAUCUGCACAAAAGUUCAGCAGCAAAGGGAAUUGCUCAGCUGGGAGAAGGAAGCUUGCUGUGGAGGUAAUCUGCAGCAGCUGAUCAUGAAGCUGAGAAUUUUCAACGGUUUAGUGUGGUGGUGAUGAUGAAGCUAGGAAGUGGAGGAACGGAGAUGACUGAAAGCCUACGUUUUAUUAUUCACUACGAGAAGCUGUAAGGCUACCCUGAGGUAAAGCCAGGAAUUCACAAGUUUUGUUUGUUAGGGGUAAAAAAAGAGCAGGAGAGCAAUGUAGGAGGAAGAAACCAUUGAUUUUUACCCCAAAAUGUUUGUUAUCAUCCACCAACAGCAACAUGCCGAUGGAAUACUGGCAAAAAGCACGAAUUGCCUCGCAAAAUCUAAAAAAUAGAGGUAAAACGUGGAAUUUAUGAUGGAUAAUAAGUUAGAAUAUAAGAAAAAAUCAAGUUCUUAUUCAAAAAAUAAAUAAUGAGCGAACGAGGGCUAGCCUAGUUGGUGAGUCCGCACACUUUGCAUUGUAAGGUUGUGUAUUUGAUUUCUAGUGAUGACACUUCCUCUUUCCCUCUAGUAGUACUAUCCUGUAACAGGUUUUUAUAAAUAAAAAUAAUUUGUUAUUUUUCUAUUAAA
Messenger RNA from Linum tenue, 3489 nucleotides. The record is from the annotation of a GenBank genome assembly. Lineage: Eukaryota; Viridiplantae; Streptophyta; Magnoliopsida; Malpighiales; Linaceae.